This is a messenger RNA of Pocillopora verrucosa, 4855 nucleotides long. RefSeq names its product myotubularin-related protein 3. Gene Ontology annotation, cellular component: membrane; cytoplasm. The record is from RefSeq and is a predicted model, not a curated record. Gene Ontology annotation, biological process: regulation of autophagy; phosphatidylinositol dephosphorylation. Gene Ontology annotation, molecular function: protein phosphatase binding; phosphatidylinositol-3-phosphate phosphatase activity; metal ion binding. NCBI's taxonomy places the organism in Eukaryota, Metazoa, Cnidaria, Anthozoa, Scleractinia, Pocilloporidae.
CAUUUAUUUUCAUUUCUUGUUCUGUUGACGUCCACACCUUCCAAGGGAAAAUUUGGAAGAGGACGUGAAGGUAGCCAUAUUCCAGAAUCAGUAGCUCAGGAUAACGCUCCUUCAUUGUUUUCACGAAGCGAUUUCCUGGAAGAACACUGAAGGAGAUGGCUGCGCAAGCCGAACAACCCUCUAGUAUGGUUUACGUGCAAGCAAGUGAGCUCUUCCCGAAGAAGACGCUCGCUUCAGAAGAUGCCGCUCAGAUACCAUUUCCUGAACUAUGUGGAGAAAGUGUGGAGUAUCUGGAGAAAACAUCUGAUGCCUUGCUUACUCUCUCCAACUUUCGUCUCUUUAUUCGUUUCAAAGACUCGUUUGUGAAUAUUCCCUUGCGGUUGAUAGAGUCUCUGGAAAUGAAAGAUCUUUUUUGGAUGGAUGUCAACUGUAAGGAUGCUAGGUCUUAUAGGAUUUUAUUUGACAACAGUGAACAGUGCACGAACUGGUAUAACCGUCUUAGCAAGUUCAUCUGUCCUGUCUCGCGCCUUGAAGAUCUGUUUGCCUUUGCCUUUUACGCAUGGUGCUUGGACUAUAACUCUGCAGAAAAGGAUGAAUUUACCAGUUUCUGUGAGCAAGAUGAAGUGCAGUAUUCAUUUAUGUCAGAGGUCAAAAGAAUGGGUUUCGAUAAUGAUGCAUGGAGGAUCACAGACAUCAACUCUAACUUUGAGUUGUGUUCUACUUAUCCAAAACUCCAUAUUGUACCAGCCAUGAUUACUGACAAAGAUAUGGAAGCUGUAGCUAAGUUUCGAACAUCCCAUAGGUUUCCAUCUGUUGUGUGGAGGCACAUGACUAAUGGAGCUGUUAUAGCUCGCUGUAGUCAACCAGAGGUUGGUUGGUUUGGUUGGCGAAGUCAAGAGGAUGAGACCCUUCUGCAUGCAUUAGGAAAAGCUUGUGCAACAGACUCAGUGUCUGCUUCUUUAAAGAAGCAACUCAUCAAAGAGAUGGGUGUGAAGAAUCAUCACACAAAUGGGCACACAGAUGCCAUUCCCAAUGGAGAUGUAGUUUAUGAUAGUACUGGUGAUGACAAUGAUGAUGAGGGUAAGGAUGUUGCAGCAUGCAGUGUCAUUGAACAGCGCAAGGUUCUGAUUGUGGAUGCCAGGGCCUAUACAGCUGCAGUGGUCAACAGGGCAAAGGGAGGAGGCUGUGAGUGUGAGGAGUACUACCCAGGCUGUGAAGUGUUGUUUAUGAAUUUGGCCAACAUCCACAGUAUAAGGAAGAGCUUCCAAAGUCUAAGAACAUUAUGCUCAGGUCCAAGAGAUAACCCCAAUUGGUGGUCCAGUCUGGAAAAGACGAACUGGCUUCACCACAUUUCGCUCUUGCUGAAGGCAACCAACACUGUUGUGAAUGCUAUCCAUAAAGAACAGAGACCUGUUGUGGUUCACUGCAGCGAUGGCUGGGACAGAACAACUCAGAUUGUUGCUCUGGCAGAGCUGAUGUUGGACCCCUACUAUAGAACAAUUGAGGGCUUUCAGGUGUUGGUCACACGUGAGUGGUUGGAGUUUGGCCAUCGUUUUGCGGAUAGGUGUGGUCAUGGACACAAUCAUGAUGAGAAUCAAAGAUGCCCUGUGUUUCUUCAGUGGCUUGAUUGUGUGCACCAACUCACUAGGCAGUUUCCUUGCUCAUUUGAGUUUAAUGAAACCUUUUUGGUAAAGUUGGCCCACCAUGCUUAUUCCUGUCUAUUUGGAACUUUCCUCUGCAACAGCGAAAAUGAACGUCUUAAAGGAAAUAUUCCCAGGCGAACAUUCCCAGUGUGGUCUUUCCUAAACUGGAGAAGAAAGGAGUUUAAGAACUACUUAUACUCCUCUUUGUCUGGACAGGUUCUUCAGGCCUCCCACGAACCACGCAGCUUACAGUUGUGGUCAACUGUGUACACAGCAUUUCCCACACCUUAUGCUGAGUCUGGUAUGGAGAAUGGUGACACCAGUGACUAUGGGGACUCUGUGAGCAGUGCAUGCAUUACUCCCAUCUCACCUAUAUUUCCCAGUAGUAUUGAGCAAGAUGAAAGACUCUUAUCAACUACUCACAUCUCUGAGUCAAAAUCUGAUGAAAGUCUAGUAUGUAAAGACUGUUUUGAAAAUCAGCAAGGACUUCAAAAGGAUAGCAAUGAAUUUGGAAGUGUAGACAAAGAUGUCAAUUCCAAGAGUUGUCACAACUGUAGGACAACCUUAUCACAGAAUCUUUCUGAAAGUAAAUCAACAACAAAGGAAAUCAGUGACUCAGAGUCUUGUCAUUCUAAAAGUAUGUAUCUUAGCACAACAGACUCUUGUGCAGCUGGAGUUGUUUCAUGUGAAGACAGUGUCAGUGAAAUUGAAAACAGCAUGUCCAGUAGUACAGCUACAGUAAUACUUGAGCCAAAUGAUGAGGCUAUCAGUGGCGAUGGAGAAAACUCCUCCUCAGAAAAAUUUUCUUCUAGUGAGACUGAUGAAGAGGUUUUCCCAGCUGGUGAAAUCAAUUCUGUGGGUGAUAUGCAACCACAAGAAUCUCAUGAAUCUAAGCAUUUGACAGCAGACCAUUCAAAAUGUGCUGCAGAUACUUCUUGUGGUGGAGAGAGAAAGGAUUGUACAGAAACUGUGCUUCCAUCCUCUAGUUCAUCUAGUCAGUCAACACUUACCAACAGUUUCCACGAAAUGUCACCAAGUACGAAAACAUCAAGACAAGGUUUAUCAGAGCUCUUUACAGGGUACCUGGAUGUAGAUGGUUUGACGCACAUUGCUGAUCCAGUCCAGGACAGGCUACGGCAGAUUGAGGUGGCUCAUCAAGCUAAUAUUGAGUCAUUACGGAGAAAAGUUUUGGAUGCACAGAGGGGGCGGGCUGCUGUAGGAGAAAGAGGUGCAUGUCCUUCUGGACCCACUAGCGACCUUGCAGAUGAAGUGUGCUCUUUGCCAGAGUCAAAUGUUAGUGGGGACCAACCCCCUGCCUCCCUUGGCAGUACAGAUGAGGGAAGUUGGAUCCAAGUGGAUGAGAAUGAGGCUCAGCCCACACUUUGGGUCCCAGAUCAUGCUGCCACCAGCUGUGCUAAGUGUGAUACACAGUUCUGGAUGGCAAACAGAAAACAUCAUUGUAGGAACUGUGGUCUAGUGUUUUGUGGUACAUGUUCUGAGAAGAGAUUACCACUGCCGGACGAACAGCUUUACGACCCAGUCAGAGUAUGUUAUGCAUGCUUUGAAAAGCUUGUCACUCUUCAGCAACGGGAGAACGGCCAGCGAAGGCAUCCCGAAGUAGCAGGCUCAUAAUUCAUGAGCACCACUGAGACUUUAGUAUCAAACUCCACAGACCAACUUGCUCAUGAGAAUUGCUAGGAACUCUGUUUCAGCCACUGCUGAUCAGUUAAUAACAUUUUUGCAUUUUGACAACAGCAGAGAGAAAACGCUGCUUGCAUUGCAGUGAAACCAUAAACGUAUUGAAUGAGGUAGAAGGGGUUUUAAUGUCAAUAAGAUAAGUUAGUUAGUUUUCAAAAGUACUUGUAGAUUAGUCUGGUCAACAAGGAAUAAUUUCUGUGGUAGUUAAAAUGAAAAUUUUUCAAUUUGCUUGAAAGAAAGAAAUUGGAAGGUAUAUCAGCGGGGAACCCUUCAUUAAUUUUCCAACCCCUGAAAAUAGCCCUGGUUUAACGAGGCGCUUUUAUUCUUCAUAAGUUUUAGUCAACCUUUCUCUUGCAGUCAGGUUAUUGAUCAGGUUUUUGGUAUGUCCACUUAGGUUUUUGUUUGUAGCAGUUUGUAUGAGCAAGUUGGCUUAAAACUAAUUUAGAUCAUGGCUGAUUCUGAUUUUUAGGGCUGUUUUGAUAAUGUUAAAAGUAAACAUAAUAUUUAGUAAAGAAUUAUUUAUGUUACAGAAUUUUUCUAAUAGUGUGGUAUCUAAAUUGUUUAUAGUUUCAAAACUAUAUUACUUUCAUAGUUUCAAAAGGCCUUUUUCUGUAUUUUUCGUCCAGAUUCUAUUUUGUCUUGCAUUGAUUUGAUUUAAGGUAUUAUUAGGUUUCGUGUACAGAAAAUGUUUAAAAAAAUUCAUGUUUGUUAGUAGCCCGCCAUUUUCCUUGAAAAGUAGGAACGUCUGGAAUUGAACGAACUCUCCUAUGAUCAGUAUAUGUUUAGUCUACUUUGGAGACGAUAAAUAUUUGUUAAACUCUUUUAUAGAAGGCUCUCAAUUCUAACUUAAUGGUUGGUCAAAUGUUUUCGUUUCAAAUGGAUCAUGAAAUCAACUUUCUCGUUCCUCACUAAGCCUUUAAAACGAGUGCAGUUUUAUACAACAACUCUGUACAUACAGGGCUUAUCGAUAGAAGCUCGGAUCUUCGUUAGUACUCCGGAAGCCUUGACGUUACCAGAGAGUUUUGACGGCAUACUGUAUAGCUGUGUUAAAAAUACAGUGGGCUCAGUUCAUUUUCAAACCGUCACAUGUGCUCGUUUUACAGGUUAGAAGUAUGAACUUUUUGUGCUGGAAAUAAUGUGUCGGCGGGAUAGCAAUGAUUUUUCCUAGAAAUUUCGUUUCCUAGAAAUUAAUGUUUUGGGUAGCGUAGCUGGGAUAAAUGUUGAGUAUGAGUUAUUGUUCAAUUAGAGCAGAACUAGUUGUUUCUAAAGCCAGUCAGAGCAGAUAAAAGACCACUCUUGAUUGGAUCGCGCGAGUAUUUUGCCGCGCUAGUCUCUGCUUACAUUCGCUUGGUUGGAGUCUUUACCUUUGCUGCAAGUUCGUAAUUCCUUCUUAUCCAAAUGUUCUGUUAGUCUCCCAGAUAGCCUUCGUAACUAGUCUUCUAGUCUUGGACUAGUCGGAAAAAUUAAAACUAUAAUUGUGUCAUCGUUGUUUAAUAAAAGUCACGUAACGUGAA